UCCCCUACACCUUGGGCAGGGCGGCGCGGCGGCGGGCUCGGGGGCGGACUCAGGCGCCCCGCCCCGUGCGGAGGGUGGAGCUGGGCUGCGGGACGGGCUUCACUCCGGCCGGGCGUCGCGGCGCGCACACUGUCCGGCGAGUCAUGACGGACGCCCUGGUGCCCCGGGGCUGCCGGGCGGCGCGGCCAGCAGAGCGCGGCUGUUUCCGAAAGGGAUGUAACCCCUUGGCUGAGACUGGCCGAAGCAAACUGCAAAAUCAAAGAGCUGCCCUAAACCAACAGAUCCUGAAAGUAGUAAGGUUGAGAACUGGUGCUGAAAAUCUUUUACGAGCAACCACUAACAACAAAGUGCGAGAACAGGCACUUCUUGAACUGAGUUUUGUAAACUCAGACCUGCAAAUCUUAAAGGAAGAAUUAGAAGGCCUUAAUAUCUCAGUGGAAGUUUAUCAGAACACAGAAGAGACUUUUAGCAUUCCCCUGAUACCACUUGGCCUGAAGGAGACUAAAGAAGGGGACUUUACAAUCCCUCUUAAGGACUUUAUCCUGGAACAUUACAGUGAAGACAGUUCUGACUAUGAAGAUGAAAUAGCUGAUCUUAUGGAUUUGAGACAAGCCUGCCGUACUCCCAGCAGAGAUGAAUCCGGCAUUGAGAUGUUGAUGAGCUAUUUCAUUCAACUUGGCUUUAUAGAGAACAGAUUUUUUCCACCUACCAGACAAAUGGGGAUUUUAUUUACCUGGUAUGAUUCCUUCACAGGCGUCCCUGUCUGUCAGCCGAAUUUGUUGCUAGAAAAAGCCAGUAUUUUAUUUAACAUUGGAGCCCUCUACACACAGAUUGGUACAAGAUGUAAUCGGCAGACCAAGCCUGGACUUGAAAAUGCUGUUGAUGCUUUUCAGAGAGCUGCAGGUAUUUUAAACUACCUAAAGGAAACAUUUACUCACACACCAAGUUAUGACAUGAGCCCGGCCAUGCUGAGUGUACUGGUCAAAAUGAUGCUUGCUCAAGCUCAAGAGUGUGUCUUUGAGCAGAUCAGUCUCCCUGGAAUACGAAAUGAAUUUUUCACACUAGUGAAGAUGGCUCAGGAAGUUGCUAAGGUUGGAGAGGUUUACACGCUUGUUAACACUGCAAUGAAUCAGGCACCAGUCCAGGCGAACAUCCCUUAUUCCUGGUCAAAUAUGGCAAAAAUAAAAUCAGACCAUUACAAAGCUCUGGCACAUUACUUUGUUGCUACUCUACUGAGUGACCACCAGUUGCAUCCCAGUGAUGAUGAAGACAAACAGGAAAAGGCCUGGUCCCAACUGCAUGACUACAUGCCAGAAGGAUUGACAUCCCUAACCAUUUUAAGGGAUAAAGUUCAGCGAAAACGAUUAGGGAAAGCACAUUUACGCAAAGCCAUUGUUUAUCAUGAAGAAGCACUGAGGGUCUGUGGUUUGUGCAAGCAGCUGCGGAAUAUUGACAUUCUUCAGGAGAUCCUGUCAGUUGCUCACAAGCGUUCACUUACCAAGUAUGCUCAGCAUGAGCAGGAAGAUGACUUCCUGAGUUUAAUGGAAGCAUCCUCUGUCCUUCCGAAAACAGAGCAUAAAGUAGAAAUGGUUGUUCCUCAGUUCUCCAAGGUGAAAGUGAAAGACUUCUUUGAGAGGCUGGGCCCAUUGCCUGUGUUUUCUGCCAAGCAGAGAUGGACAGUGCCACGCACUAUUCAUUUCCAUUGUCAAGAAGGGGAAUUGGGAUUCACUCUUAAAGGGGGCCCACCCGUGCAAAUUCACUGUCUCGAUCCCAGUUGUUCUGCAGCAUUAAAGGGUCUGAAAGAAGGAGACUAUAUUGUUACAAUUGAUGGCCUGGAUUCCAAAUGGCUGGAAGUGAAUGAUGUCUUGGAAAAGUUCAAAAGCAUGGCAGAGCAUGAUAUUGAGAUUAAGGUUAUUAGCUGUCAGGAUACGAUGGCUUCUGUGCAUAAUAAGAGUGCGACUUAUUCUGUGGGAAUGCAAAAGACAUACUCCUUGAUCUGCUUAGCCAUGGAAGAGGAUAAAAUCAACAAGACCAAGAAAGCCACUCCAAAACUGUCCUUCCUAAGUUGGGGAACCAAAAAUAGGCAGAAGGCUGCAAGCACCCUGUGCCUUCCCUAUGCUGUAGCUGGAAGUUCUCAGAAUAAGAAGAAACUUGAUUCUCGCUUGACAGUCCUGAACAUUGAAAGUUCACUGUACUGAGUCUUCAAAGAGAAGAAUCUGUUUUAAUGUGAAACUAUUUCUAAAUGUAGAAGAAUCUUUGUGCAUGUGCCAGAAAUGUGAAACACAUGUGGAAGGGGCUAUAUACUAAUCUUUUACACCUAUGUAAACAAAGACCAACUCCACCGACCUGAAGUGUAGUUACUAUGCAUUUACACUAGUGUAACUGGAGGUCAAACAAUUCAAAACUAACUUUGAAAACUAAAUUGUUUAGAGUCUGAACAUACAUGUAGUGUUUGAUCAGAAUGAGAAGUAGUGUGGGAGGUAUCAUUUGUAAAAAAACAAAAAAAACCCUAACUGAAACUGGACUCCUUUGGAAUUUCAGUAUGGGGGUGUUUCAGUUUAUUUCUGUGCACACUUUAGAUGACAGUUAUUUAUUACAUAUGAUACUGUAUAUAGAAUAGUACUGGACAUAAAAUGAAGGAUUUUUUUAAAUUUAAAAAUUGAAUAUUCAUAACAAAAAAUUAAGCAUCAGUUUAAGCUAAGGCUAACUAGAGAACAAAUGACAAGAACAGACAAGUUUGUUAUGACAGAACUAUUAUUUGCUUAGGUGAAAUUUACCCUGUGCAAAGGAACAGUACAAGGCCUAUGUAUCAUGUAGCUCACACUUCGAGCCCUCAUGAAUGUUUUCCUUCUACAUAAGCGUGAAUUUCACUGUAGGAAAAGAAUUGCAAUAGCUUAACCAUGAAAGGAGAUCACAUUUCAGCUAGAAAAGGGGUUGACAGUACUAAUUAAAAAACAAAACAAAC
Dermochelys coriacea (leatherback sea turtle) is the source of this 2965-nucleotide messenger RNA. RefSeq names its product rhophilin Rho GTPase binding protein 2 (gene RHPN2). The record is from RefSeq and is a predicted model, not a curated record. The transcript is spliced from 15 exons. The coding region runs from base 144 to 2198 and encodes 684 amino acids. Gene Ontology annotation, biological process: signal transduction; negative regulation of stress fiber assembly. NCBI's taxonomy places the organism in Eukaryota, Metazoa, Chordata, Testudines, Dermochelyidae. Gene Ontology annotation, molecular function: protein binding.